This is a messenger RNA of Lactuca sativa (garden lettuce), 968 nucleotides long. Its product is annotated as FCS-Like Zinc finger 1. The record is from RefSeq and is a predicted model, not a curated record. NCBI's taxonomy places the organism in Eukaryota, Viridiplantae, Streptophyta, Magnoliopsida, Asterales, Asteraceae.
ACCUCCUCCUUCGCAUUCCUUCCAGCCACCGUCUACCGUCCACCGCCAUUAUCUCCUCUCUCUCUCGAUCUCUCUCUAUCUGCCAAGAAAUGGAGUCUACAACCACAAGAAGGCCUUAUUUUCUUGAAGAAAACAAUGGGCUUGCUUCUAUCUCCGACAUAGAACAUGGGUUCUCAUCAUCACCGUCGUCGUCGACGGAAGACAACCACCGUGGACAACACCUGAUUUCCAGACCCCUGUACUCCCCGAGAAAAGCAAGUCUCAGAAACCUUUCGUCUUUUUCCUCUCUUUCUUCUCCAAGAUCUGGGAGGUUUUUGCAUGGAAGAUUUGAAGAACAACAGCCUCAUUUUUUGGAUGCUUGUUUUCUCUGCAAAAAACCACUUGGUCCUAACAGAGAUAUCUUCAUGUACAGAGGGGACACACCAUUCUGUAGUGAAGAGUGCAGAUCAGAGCAGAUCGACAUCGAUGAGUACAAAGAAAAAAACAAGAAUCUUUCUGCUUCAAUGAAAGCUUUGAGGAAGAAAGAAAAGAGUGAAACUUCCCCAAACAAAUCUUCCAAAAAAUACCCUUUUUAUUCUGGAGCAGUUGCUGCUGCUUAACCAGUAAUUUCUUCCUAAAACGAGGGGUAAAAAGGGAAAAUUUUGUCCAUUAUAUAAGUAUGUGAGGUGAAAAGAAACAAGAUAUAAUUUUUUUUUUUGCUUUUUUUACCUUAUUUUAUUUACCACGCUACUGUUUUUACUGUGGUAAAAAUGCUAUAUAACAUAACGAAAUGUGAAAAAAGGUCAAAAUAUGGUAGAGUUACCAUCUUAACCAAGAAGAAGAAUGGUGGUGUAUGGAGUAUUGUACAACUGCUUAAUGCAUGAAGUUAUUGUACGUGCUUAUCUUGUAGUACAUCUGAGUAUAUAUAUCCAUAAAAGUACAAGUCCUAAUGCAACCUUUUUUGUGGUGUGUUUGGCACUUUCUGUUUA